Exophiala mesophila is the source of this 2426-nucleotide messenger RNA. RefSeq lists its product as uncharacterized. The transcript has a single exon. Bases 10 to 804 code for a protein of 264 amino acids. The record is from RefSeq and is a predicted model, not a curated record. Lineage: Eukaryota; Fungi; Ascomycota; Eurotiomycetes; Chaetothyriales; Herpotrichiellaceae.
UCCCACCUCAUGCUGUAUCGCUCACGAUUCAUCGUCAAGGAUCUUUCAAUGUCACGAGUGUUCUCAGUUCCUGACGCCAAUGAUGAGCUUGUACACAUUGAGAUCUCGGAGCCAGCUCUUCGUGCUCAUAAUCUGGGUCUAAUCACGUGGACAUCAGGCUUCAUCCUCGCCAGUCUGUUGCAUAAAUUCUCAGCCCCGAUCGAUACUUCGAGUAGGGUGCCUAUCCUGGAACUUGGAGCAGGUACGGGCUUGGUGGGUUUGACAGCCGCCCGUCUAUGGCAGAGGCCGGUCUUUCUGACUGAUCUAACGCCUAUUCUGCCGGCGUUGACCACCAACAUCAGCCUCAACAAAGCCAACAUCCAUAGCACGGUGGAAUGCGGUACUCUAGACUGGAGUGAACCCGAUUUCAUUAUUCUCCCGUCUGGCGAGCGACUUUCAGCUGAUACUGACAAGUCGCAAAUCAUUCUCGCCGCCGACACCAUGUAUUCCGAAGAGCACCCCGAGUUGUUGUCCAAAGCGAUCUUUCGCUGGCUUGCCCCCGAUCCGUCUGCACGGCUGAUAAUCACCUGGGCAAUGCGUGUGGCAUAUCUUGAUCAGAUCAGAGAGAUCUGGGACCUUUUAGAAUCUGGAGGUCUAGAGUGCGUUGCUGAUGGAAGAGAGCAGGCCGAUGAAGAUGGCGGCUGGGAUGAUGAGAAGCUCUGUGAGUGGAGUGUUUGGUCAUGGAAAGUCGGCCAGAAAUUCCCUCAAGCCAUCUCAAGUACAUUCUGGGACUCUUUGGACUUGUCUCCGAUCAGGUCUCGGUGAUUGACUGCAUCCCUCUGCACAGAGACGUCUUUCCGGCACUUUUUUGCACUUGCGUGUUCUCCCGUCGCGAUCUCAAACCCUUCCAAGGGCCCCUUUGAUGAAGAGAUGGCGGCCUGAAAUGGGCGCAAACAAACGACCUCUGAUGUGACCGUAUAUCACAUCGUCCACUCAAGUUUAGUGGACAAGACCAUGGAGAUGAUAAUUGUUUGACAAUUUCGUCGCAUGAUUUUCCAUCUUCUGGAGCCACUGAGCAUUUGGCCAUGAUUUGUCUUAUUUGUGACGAUUCUAUCUGUUUUCACUGAUCUCCUUUCCUACCACAUGCAGAAUGCCUUCUGGCUCGGCUGUGCAAUCGCGGGAAUAUGGAGUAUGCAAGCAGACCAUCUCGAUUGGGUGGAUGUGGACUCAAACACAACAUGCUACAAAGUUGGUCGAUUCGAAGUGCAUGCAACCUCUCGCCCUCGACAGACAUGCAGGAGCCCAAGCGGGCAUAACGAAAAACAAGAGAUCUUCCGGACUGGGAAGCAACUGGCCCGUCAUGGGUGAUAUUGGUUCUUUGAGCCCUCUUACGUUGUUUGAUACUUUCACAUCAGUCGAAGCGUUUCCGCCCGCGAGCCUCCCCACUGGCCUACAAGGAGAGCCGACGGGACAACGGCUGUCUGUUGAUGAUCAGAGGCCACGUCACCGACAAGGCAAGCCAGGAGAAGAGAAAUGACAGUGAGAUGCCAAAGAGGCGGUGUUAUGCAAGGAAUGGCGGGAAUGGCGGGAAUGAAACUGAUGGCAAAGUUGAUGAUGACCAGGAUAUGAGAAUAUCUAAAUGACACACGUGGUUUUACAUGGCAAAAAUAUCCGAUUCACACCUUCCAGGACAAGUCCAUUGACAAACGCCGUACAUGAAAUCCCACAUUCCCGUCCAGGCUCCUGCAAAGCCAUUAUCGUACAAAAGAGGGCCAACGGUCAAGGAAAAUCUUUGAAGUUUGCGUUUUCAGGGUCGCGAUCAAUCAUGAAAGCAAAUCGCUUGUUAUUGUCCUUGAGGUACUGGGGUAGAUCAACUGUAGCAUCGACCUUGUUGUACUUUUCACUCUCGCGGUCGAAUAGGUCGAGGCCAUUGCGGACGCGACGAACGAUCUCGGCAGGAUCUCGAAAUUCUGGGCGAUCGUAUUCGGUGUGGGAGAAGGAACCGAUCUUAUCGUCCAUCUGGGCCACGGUCUCGAAACAGCUGCUGCAAUGCCAAGACGAGUUUGAGAUGUCCCAAUCGCCACGGCCCAUACGAAGAUCCUCUGGCUUGAUGGUGAAACUCCCCUGGUAAAAGGUUGCCUGGGGAUGGUUCCAAUCACCUCCAUCGUGCUCCCAUUGGAAGGAAUAGUAGAAGAAGCGACUUCGGAGCGUGGUGCGUUCAGGGAACAUGCAGUUCCGGAGGAGGGUUAUAGUGGAAGGACGGGGGAUCUCGUCAAUGUCGGAGACGAGCAGGACAUCGUUCAGAGCCGGAGCUUGGCUGCCCAAGAGACUGGGAAAAACGAGGUCGUACAUUGCGUUCCGUUGGUAGUGCUCGCGUUCCCAAGUGGAGUUGUCUUCCAUUCCCUGGAAGUCGAUCUGGCGGUAUAUGAUCUGGGGCGCGAACCGGG